Molecule: messenger RNA, 439 nt
Organism: Geodia barretti
Lineage: Eukaryota; Metazoa; Porifera; Demospongiae; Tetractinellida; Geodiidae
Source: the annotation of a GenBank genome assembly
CCACGACUACAAAUUGGAGGUUAAAGCACAAUCACCUGGAAUGGAGGCGUGUGAUGAUGUCUAUAUACAGCAGCCAACCGAGUCAAGGGCUCGAGAUAGGAGAGCUGUUGUUGAGAAAUCGAACACAACACUAUUCAUGACACUGACAGGAAUGGACGAAUACAAUGAAUUUUCUUUCAAUACUACACUUGGGGAUACAACUACUGGCGGAGAACACAUGCUUACUCCCUGUAAAACCGUGCUUCUGAUGGUAGGUUUUGCAUUGAUGCUUGGAAAUCUAAUGUGAUUCCUACCUUCAGUCAGACAGUAAUAAAUUAGUUUGUGACAAUACUGCCGAAUGUGCUGAGUAGCUAUAGUUUGAGACAUACAUUGUAUUACUUUUAGUUUUUUAACCACAUUCUUCCCCCUAUUAUUGAUGUGUAGCAUUCUUAUAUAUACC